This is a messenger RNA of Stomoxys calcitrans (stable fly), 4004 nucleotides long. Its product is annotated as breast cancer anti-estrogen resistance protein 3 homolog. NCBI's taxonomy places the organism in Eukaryota, Metazoa, Arthropoda, Insecta, Diptera, Muscidae. The transcript is spliced from 7 exons. Gene Ontology annotation, biological process: positive regulation of peptidyl-serine phosphorylation; small GTPase-mediated signal transduction. The record is from RefSeq and is a predicted model, not a curated record. The coding region runs from base 140 to 2776 and encodes 878 amino acids. Gene Ontology annotation, molecular function: guanyl-nucleotide exchange factor activity; phosphotyrosine residue binding.
CAAAUCAAUAAAAGUACUUCGAAUUCUCUGGAUAUGAAUCUAUGAAGAACUGAAAACCCGUGCUGAAAACAUCAACGAAAAAGGUGAACUCGAGACGGACAGCAAUAGCUCAAAAGCGAAGGAUUCAACAGCAGCUGAUAUGGACAACGAAUCCUCCAAUUGUGGUGGAUCAUUUAGCCAACCAUCAAUGAUGGGUUCCAUAACAACUCAAACGAAUGAACAACAAGAAGUUUUGGCCCUUAAGAAGGCCCUAGAAUGGGAAUUAGGCUUGGAUUCACGUGAUUUGCGCUCACACGCCUGGUAUCAUGGGCCAUUGCCACGCCAACGUGCCGAAGAGAUUGUUCAGCGUGAAGGAGAUUUUCUGAUUAGAGAUUGCACAUCCCAGCCGGAUAACUAUGUCCUUACGUGUCGCACUAAAACAUCUGUGCUUCACUUCGUUAUCAACAAGAUUUUGGUGCAACCCGAUACUGUGUAUGAACGGGUACAAUAUCAAUUCGAAGAGGAUGCCUUUGAUGCUAUCCCCGACUUAAUAACAUUUUACGUUGGUUCUGGAAAAUCAAUUUCUUUGGCAUCGGGAGCACGCAUCCAAUUUCCCUGUAAUCGAAACUAUCCCCUCUCUUUUUACGGUCAUAAAAUUGUUGGCAAUCAAUUGCAUUCCCAAAUGUUAGCCGGUUUAAGAGGUGUCAGCCCAUUGAAUUCGCCGCUGGCAGCCAAUGCCGGUUUUCGCUUUGGCGGUACCCCCAUGAAUCAGCAGCAGUCUCAUGGGAUGCUGCAACAUCAGCAAUCACUGCCAACUAGCAUUGGUCAAGCAGGCGGACAACAGCAACAAAGUCCUAUGUCUUCGCCGCCACGUAAUAAAAUAUAUCCGGCACCGAGAUUGCCUUCAAAAAAGCAACGAUCUCAAAGUCUAACACCGGCUCAAGCCAUUGUAGUGUCAAACAUCAAAAACGCCGAGAGUGCCAAUAGUGCUGAUGGUAUACUGCAAGGAAAUGGCAUCGCAGGAGUUUCGGAUACAGCGGUUUCGAACGGUGGUGGUAGUGGUUCCUUGACCCAUCUCAAUCAUUCCAAUGGUCAUACUUUCCGACCUGACUCGGCCAGACGUUUCAAUCAAUUGGAGAAAAGCAACAGUGUUUGUGGCGCUCCCAGCGAUGCACAGCUACAUAACCACUUGGAUAAUUUGAAUAUACAUGGAAAAUUGCCCACCAAUGGGUUCCAGACUAUUGCUCGUUGCACCGUGGGCGAUGUGGUCGACCAUGCCAAAUUUACAACUCACUCGUUGCCACGGCCAGCCACGAAUAGUUUCCGAGGCAACUUAAAUAGGACUUCAAGUUUGGCAAGAGAUUUCAAUGUGGAUGCUUCUUCGAAUAUGUUUUCGAGUUUGGAAAUUAGUAAGAUUCCAGAAUUACCUGAAAAGCCUCCCAGUCCCCCACCCAAACCAAAUCGCAGCAAUGUCAGCAGCUUGGCUCGCCCUCCCAAGGAGAUGGGCGGCUUGGAGCAUCAAUACCCUUUGCAGCGUCAAGGCGGCAUGGCUGGAAUCUACCAACUGAGUGGUUCCGACUCGGGCAAUGGAUCUGGUGACUCUAUGCCUGGAGAUAUGAAUGAAUUUAUAGUACAUCGUGGCGUAGUCAUAAAAAAUCCCCGAUUUAUGAGCACGUCCGCAUCUUCGGUAACUCUCAAAAGUUUGUGCGAGUUUGAUGUGCAAGCAGCCGAGGAGCAAUUGUUCACAUUGCCAUUGCCCGAAGUCAAACUGCUUUCCAAAUUUGAUGUGGACAACUUCAGCACACUUUUACUGCCUUCUGUGGAAAACAGACCUUUGGAUGGCGAUGCUUUGAAUACUUUCAAAAUGAUGUUGCUGGAAACUGGGCCCAAAAUGUUGGCAGAACACAUAACGCGCAUCGACAUAGGCCUAUUGAUUGAGGCUCCACCUACGUCUCUUGGUGAAGCGGAAGAGGAAGAGAAGAAUGAGAACGAUUGCAGUCUCUUGGAUUGUUGUGGUCUGGAGCUACUGACAUUACCUCAGGGUAAAAUAUUUCGCCAGGAUUUGAUUGAGCGCACCCAAUGCAUGAAGCUCAUGGUGGCCGUUACAAUACUCACUUGCCAAACGGAUAUGGACCGUGCGGAAUUACUAAGCAAAUGGAUACAGGUGGCUGUUGAAACAAAGACGGCUUUGGGAAAUCUGUUUGGCUUUUCGUCCAUAAUGUUGGGUUUAUGUAUGCCUCAGAUCCAAAAACUCGAUUCAGCUUGGCAUUUAUUGCGCCAGAAGUAUACGGAUGAUGCAUUCAUGUUCGAGGCAAAACUUCGUCCUACCUUGAUCAGUAUGAAUGAAUGCUCAAAUCCCCAGGCGCCGAAUACAACAGUUCCUUAUGUACUCCUCUAUGCUUUGCUUAAGGAUCGUUCGGUAAUUGAUAUCCUGAAUUUUAAUAACUCCAGUGAGAAGUCGUCUCUGUACAAUAUGUGCAUAACUUCAUGGGAGAGCAAGGCUGAUGACUUUGGAAUGUAUAUUAACUAUGCGCAUUUGGACUCAUCCCGUCAUUUCCUCAACAGUCUGAAAUUGUAUCGUAAAAAUGCAAAAAUUAUUUUAGAAGAAUCAGUAUCAAGAUUGGAUGAACUGUUGAGUGAUGCUUUUAGGACUGAAUUUCAUAUUAAAUUUUUAUGGGGUAGUAAAGGAGCUACCGCCUCGGCCGAUGAUCGUCAUUCGAAACUCGAGAAGGUUUUAGCUCUAAUGGCUGACAAAUUCUGCAAUGCCGAUGCAAAUGGAACGUCAACAACUGCCUAAAGGAGCUCUGAGCCUUAUGGAAUGUUCUCAUAGGCUAAAAAGAGAAAUACAGUGCUAAACGCAUAUAUAUUUUUAUGUGUAGAAACAAUUAAGAAUUUUGAUAGAUACACAGCUAUUAUAAAAACAAUUUUUUACGAUAUAUGCUUAAAGACCGCAAAUAGGAACAUCAGAAACAAAUCAAAACUCAAACUAUAACAAACAAAGAGUUAAAGUAAAUUUGACAUUUUUUUAUUCAAUUAGUUUUCGUGACUUUUUUUCGUAAAUUUUCAACAAUAAUAACUACCUCAAAAUAAUAAAAUUUGUCAUAGUUUUGUUUCAAUACCACACAAAAAUCGGUCAUACCAUCAACCCCCCCACAGAAAACAACAAACAACACAAGAUAGUUUUGAAAAGGCUCUUCCCUUCAAUUGACUAGAAAUGCAAAUGCAAAUUGGCACUGCAUUGAAUCGAUGCAUCAUUAUUUUUGUCAAUGUUAUAUUUUUAAUUGUUAUUAUUAAUUUAUCAUGGUAGUUUUAUUUUUGUUAUUUUCCUUGUAAAUUGUGAUUGAAUUGGAAAUUGUACUUAUCACGUGAUUGACGAGGCAAACACAAUGCUCUUGUAAAUGUUACUAACUAUCUACUUAUUUAUUCCCUACCCUUCGCUUCUUGUUUAAGUUUUGUUAUUACAUCGUGCAUAUUCUCGUUUAACAAAUCGAUCUCGAUAAAAAGUUGCUAUCGCUAUUUCGAUAGACAUUUCUUACCGAAUGACAGAAAAGAUCUAAUAAAAAUAAAAAUAACAUGACAAAAUCAAGGUCUCUCUAUUGUUUGGUGGAAAUUUAAAACCUGUCUUUUCAAUAACAAUAUGGAUAUUAUAUUUGAGCAGCAUCGGUUGUUCAUUUUCUAUUUAUUGUAAUAUUUUUUUUUUUGAGACAAUUUGUACGCUAACAACACAAUCACACUUCAACCCACAUACUACGUAUUUUGUAUUAUAUUUACCUGCACUCAAUAUCAUCGAUUAAUUAUGUUAAGAUACAUAUUAACUUAUUACUAUGUUGUUUUUUCCAAACAUUCCAAAUUGUUUUUAUUGACACACGCAUAUUUCAUAGGAUGUUUUGGUUACAUAUAAGUACUUUACAUAUACUAUAUAAUACUAUAUCCUCUAAAUGGUAUCCUAGGCUAGUAAUUAAUACAGAAUAUAGCAUUUAUAUUUAUAUACCGAUAAAUAUAACAAAAAUAUAUAUAAAAAAACA